Penaeus vannamei (Pacific white shrimp) is the source of this 1479-nucleotide messenger RNA. It is a transcript of the gene Idh3a, whose product is annotated as isocitrate dehydrogenase [NAD] subunit alpha, mitochondrial. NCBI's taxonomy places the organism in Eukaryota, Metazoa, Arthropoda, Malacostraca, Decapoda, Penaeidae. Gene Ontology annotation, biological process: isocitrate metabolic process; tricarboxylic acid cycle. Gene Ontology annotation, molecular function: NAD binding; isocitrate dehydrogenase (NAD+) activity; magnesium ion binding. Gene Ontology annotation, cellular component: mitochondrion. The record is from RefSeq and is a predicted model, not a curated record.
UAAUUACCAUAUCUUGAUUAAGGGUUUUUAUUCAAGAUUUCAUGAAGGUUCAUAAAUCCGAGAAAUCCUACAACAAUUAUGAAAGGAUUCGGAAUCAUCUGCCAGUAGGAGAUUGGCCGGCAUCAUGGCAGCACGGGUGACAAAAUCUCUGCUUAACUAUUUUCGCUCAGCUGGAAGUCGCCAGUUCAGUAGUGAUGUCCGGACAGUUACCCUAAUCCCAGGAGAUGGUAUUGGACCAGAAAUCUCUGCUGCAGUUCAGCAGAUAUUUACAACUGCAAAUGUUCCCAUUACAUGGGAGGAGGUUGAUGUGACACCAGUAAAGGGCCCAGAUGGCAAAUUCGGCAUCCCACCAGCUGCCAUUGAGUCUGUGAACAGAAAUGGAAUUGGACUGAAGGGACCCCUCAUGACACCAGUUGGCAAAGGUCAUCGUUCUCUCAAUCUUGCCAUCCGUAAGGAGUUUAGUCUUUACGCAAAUGUACGUCCUUGCAGAAGUAUGGAGGGAUAUGAGACUCUCUAUAAAGAUGUGGAUGUGGUGACAAUCCGUGAGAACACAGAAGGAGAAUAUUCUGGAAUUGAACACGAGAUUGUUGAUGGUGUCGUUCAAAGCAUCAAGCUCAUCACAGAACCAGCAUCCAGGCGUGUUGCAGAGUAUGCUUUCCAGUAUGCACGCAACAAUGGCAGAUCAAAAGUAACAGCUGUACAUAAGGCUAACAUCAUGCGCAUGUCUGAUGGCCUCUUCCUGCGAUGUUGCCGAGAAGCUGCUGAAAAGAAUCCAGACAUCAGGUUUGAAGAGAAGUAUUUAGAUACUGUGUGCCUUAACAUGGUACAAGAUCCCUCACAGUAUGAUGUCCUCGUGAUGCCAAACCUCUAUGGUGACAUCUUAUCAGAUCUUUGUGCUGGGCUAGUUGGAGGUCUCGGUCUUACUCCUUCAGGAAAUAUUGGUGAGGGAGGUGCUGUAUUCGAGUCUGUCCACGGAACUGCUCCUGAUAUUGCAGGUCAAGACAAGGCCAAUCCUACUGCCCUCCUGCUGUCAGCUGUAAUGAUGCUGCGCUUUAUGGAACUCCAUAAUCAUGCUGCUGUUAUCGAGAAAGCCUGUUUUGAAACCAUCAAGGAGGGCAAUUUCCGUACAGCUGAUUUAGGUGGUUCUGCCAAGUGUUCAGAGUUUACAGGUGAGAUCUGUAGGAAGAUUGAAGAAAUGAGUGGUUAGAACUGGGGACUAGGAUUGUUAUUUAUAGUAGUUGGCAUAGAUAGUAUUAUAAAACGAUAAGAAGUGUUUAUGGAAAAAAGGAAUAUGACACAAUUCUAAGAGAUCAAAUAUGUAGAAGGUAUGAGAAUUAAGUAGAGUAUACUGCAGUAAACUUAGAAGGUCUAAGGUAGCAACUUACAUUUGUGGUGAAUUUCUUUUAGUUUAUCUUUUUUAUAGUAAAGGGAGCUUAUCAUGUAUUGAUGAAGCAAGUGAUCUCAGUAGGGGUCUGUACA